Ostrea edulis (European flat oyster) is the source of this 624-nucleotide messenger RNA. RefSeq lists its product as uncharacterized. The transcript is spliced from 2 exons. The record is from RefSeq and is a predicted model, not a curated record. Bases 14 to 559 code for a protein of 181 amino acids. Lineage: Eukaryota; Metazoa; Mollusca; Bivalvia; Ostreida; Ostreidae.
CCAAAAGUGGGACAUGCAGAUUUCUCAGGUUCUCCUUUUAGUUGCGGUAUUCAGUCUUAGGGAAGCUGAAUGUAACUGCGGGUCUUACGCCGAGUGUAGUUUACUGGAGUGGAUGGAAUGGGGGUCCUGUGAAGGUCCGUGUGGGGGGCUAACUAUACAGACACGGAAGCGGUCAGUAUGUGUUGACAUCGACAAAAUACAACCCUUUACUCCGGAGCAUGUCAUCAGCUACUGUAACUUUACGUCACCCAUUUCUGAAACAAGGCAAUGUCAACAGUGUAGAAAUGGAGUCUAUAACGUCACUGCUUCAACUUGUGAUCAAUGUGCAAAUACCCAUGGUGGAUUAAGCGUCUACGAAUUUCCGAAAUGGUUCCGAUACCUAGAAAUUUCUGUAUUGACUUUGACAUCGGUGACUGUCGUAUUAACUGCGGGAUGUGUUUGCCUAAAAUGCUGUAGGCUGUGUGGAUGUCCUACUUCUGAUGACGACAAUGAUGAUGACGAAAGAGAUAAGAUAGAAGCAAUGGAAAAUUACAGAGUCGGACAGUCCAGACUUUACUAGAUCCCAAAAUGGAUGAAUUCCUCUAUUGUUUAAUAAGUUUUAUUGACAUUAAAUGAGGAAUGAUA